AUGGCACCAACAGGCCUGCUCCUAGAGUCAGCACCCGCGAGUCCUGCACACUCUGAAAACUCCUCAUGCUAUACAGACCCAGGCAUCAAGGAGAUCGUGAAAACAUUACCCUCACGCAUGGACCUAGCUGCCAUGCUGGAAAAACACGAGGCUACAUUCCACACAAGACUGGAGGGCCUGGAAACCGAGGCCAAACAAGUAAGCCACUGGGUACAGGAACUAGAAGAGGACAGAGACAUGAUCCAUGCGCAGAUACAAAUACUGACCUCUAAGGUAGAAAAUCAAUCGCCAAAUUAUGCGUACAUGCAACGCUCAUUAGACGAUAUUGACAACCGGGGAUGCAGAAACAACCUCAGAAUAAGAGGCCUGCCAGAAACAGGAGGGGAGGACCUACCCGCCAUCUUGCCAGAGUUGUUUAACCUGAUACUUGGUAAGGCUGCAGACAUGCCAAUACUCUUUGACAGAGCACACCGCUCACUCAAACUUAGGAACACCGCAGACACACACCGUAACAUUGUAUGCAGACUGCAUUACUUUACCAUUAAAGAUGAGAUUAAUGACCACCCCCCGCUGAUUUACCACGGACAUGAAAUUCAGGUCUUCCCGGACCUAUCAUGGCUGACACUCAACGCUAGAAGAUCCCUCAAGCCCAUUACCGACCAACUGAGGGCUACAGGUACAGCAUAUGCAGAAACCUCAUAA
Pelobates cultripes (western spadefoot toad) is the source of this 702-nucleotide messenger RNA. NCBI's taxonomy places the organism in Eukaryota, Metazoa, Chordata, Amphibia, Anura, Pelobatidae. The record is from the annotation of a GenBank genome assembly.